Messenger RNA from Castor canadensis (American beaver), 585 nucleotides. It is a transcript of the gene Tmem252, whose product is annotated as transmembrane protein 252. The record is from RefSeq and is a predicted model, not a curated record. Lineage: Eukaryota; Metazoa; Chordata; Mammalia; Rodentia; Castoridae.
AUGCAGAGCCGAGCUGGCCUCAUUCUUUGUGCUCUGGCCAUGCUGACUGGCUUCUUGAUGAUCUGCCUCGGGUCCUUCUUCAUCUCCUCCAACUCCAUAGUCCAUUGUCAGAGGAACCUGAUUGUGGCAUACUUACUUCUGCCUCUAGGGUUUGUGAUCCUUCUGAGUGGAGUUUUCUGGUGCAUCUACUACCACGUGAGUGAAAGCAAAGAGAUGUUCAGCCAUAUGCUCAGGCGACACCUUGCUCACAGGGACCUGCCCCUGGCCACGGUGGACAGGCCAGACUUUUACCCUCCGGCUUAUGAAGAGAUCCUUGAUGCUGAGAAACAGACCUGUCCUGAAGAGGGAGAGGCCUUGGACAUUCCUCCACCUCUGUACACAGAGAUGGCCCUUGAACUUGAGGAUGAAACUGAUGUUCACCCACAGGCCCCACCAUCCUACCAAGAGUCCAUAGACGACCUGGAGGCCAUAGACGACCUGGAGGCUACAGAAACAUCUCGGGAGGCUGAGAGGCCAAGCCCAGUGUUGAACACAGGGGACACUCACCAGCACUCAGGACACACCUUUGUGGGAAUCAGCUGCUAA